Molecule: messenger RNA, 309 nt
Organism: Anthostomella pinea
Lineage: Eukaryota; Fungi; Ascomycota; Sordariomycetes; Xylariales; Xylariaceae
Source: the annotation of a GenBank genome assembly
AUGGACAAGUUCUCCUGCUCCAUGGCAGCUGACGUGAUGGAAGCAUGCUACAAGGUCGGUUUCAAGAAACUUAUCGACGAUGUCAGCGUCCUUGCCAUCGAAAGAUGUCUAAUCCAGAAGCUCCCCCAUCUUCUUUCCCUCGAGGUCAUCUGGGAUCUUUCCGAUGCAGAAGUCCAGUGCAUCGCGGCUGAGAGCGGGGCCUCAUCCACCGACAGAUUGCAUGCGACGGAGAAGCUGCGAGUAUUACCGGCUGGUUUGGCAGAGUUGAAGAGAAUGAGGAAGCACGAUCGGUCGAUGCCGGACGCAUAG